AUGAUCGAUAUGAUCGAUAUGGAACCAACCUUUAACAAAAAAGAUUACUUUAAACGCCGUAACUUAUUCGACCGUGGCUUUUUCUAUAAUGACGGAAACUCAGCAAAUGACCUGCCAGAUCAUGUCGAAGCGCUCCGAGGGUCGAUUCUUGACUUCACUUGCGAUGAGUUGAACCAGAAGGCUUCUGACAAGGAUAAAAAAGUCGCAAACCAAGGAACGGACCUUACCAACAGGAAAGUUGAAGAAAAAGAUUGGGAACACUUUUUUCGAGACAACUUCUUUAAACUGCUUGAAGAAAGCAUCUUGGCGUCUGAGAGCUCAUGUGAUAACCAUAUAGUUUGCUCCUCCAAUGCUCGAUGGGUAGUAUUCAAUCCAAAGAAUGACGGACUUGGCAGUGCAAUUCCCGAUAGAUUGAAAAAUGAGAGCGCACCACAGCCUGACUAUGCUUUCUAUUUUCCAAUCAAUCGGCCACCCGCCAACUCUCUUCUAGCUCUGGAGCCGCGCCAAGAAUCGGCGCUGUUCUCAUUGCCGGCCUUGAAAGACCUUUACACACAUGGCUUACGACCAUCUCCCUUCCAUCCUUUCGAGAAGAGCUUUAAAGAGAAGCACCUGAAGUGCUUUCCUUGGCUCGUUAUUGAGUCCAAGCCGAAACCAGGCACAAACGGUGCCAUCACGCGAUUGAGAGAGGUGGCCUACAGUCAAGCCGUUAACGGCAGCGGUUGUGCUGUCAGACUCAACGAGAUUGCCGCAUUAUAUGAGACGAAUUUGCUUGGCCUGGCGCAUAUCCCCCCAGUCCCAGCCGUGACUACAGUUGGGCCUGAAGUUAAAGUCUGGAUAACGUAUUAUACCGAGAAUUCCCUCGCAUGUCGUUACGACACGGUGAAAGAGAAGCAGGAAACUGGCAAAGGCUAUAUGAUGCAAUGUAUUUGGGAUGGCGAUAUGAGAAACUCUCAUGAUAUUGCUCAGUUCCGAUUUAUGCUGAAGAACAUAUACACCUGGGCCGUUACAGAGUUCAGGCCCACAAUAGCCAAAUAUAUCGACCAUUGGGAGUACCUUUACUCCAAAACCUUCUUGGAAGCCCAGCGAGCAGCAGUGGCAUUUCGAGAGGAGGAAAUGGAGUCAAGGAGUCGGCAGCAGAGCCCCGAAGCUGACGAGUCACCUACUAAACAACUGGAACGUACUAUCGAAAGGAUGAUGUCCUUGAACCUGAAUGAGAGAGUGACGCCGACCUCCAACAGGCAUGCGGGUCCCAUUUCGGUAUCUUCAACUUCACCGAGCUCAGUGCGUCGAAGCGCACGAAUAAAAGCACGGCGUGAAGCCCAACUCUCCCUCGGUUUGACUACUCAAUUGGACAGGUCUGCCUCACGUCUUAAAGAAACUAUAGCGGCUGGGCCUUCCCGGAGACGAGAAAGCGGGACGAAAUUUCUCGCAGGACCAAUUGAGUUUGAAGUUGAUGGGAGUACCAGUGAUGACGAUCAUAAACAAGUUGAGGAAAAAGAUGAGAGCGGCGAAGAUGAUGAGGAGUGUGAGGAUGAUGAUGAAACUGAUGAGGAUGAUAGUGAUGAGGAAAACCUCGUAUGGGACUAUGUUAGAAGGCAGUACGUGCCGGUAUAUAAAUAG
Messenger RNA from Fusarium tjaetaba, 1620 nucleotides. RefSeq lists its product as uncharacterized. The transcript has 3 exons. The coding region runs from base 1 to 1620 and encodes 539 amino acids. The record is from RefSeq and is a predicted model, not a curated record. Lineage: Eukaryota; Fungi; Ascomycota; Sordariomycetes; Hypocreales; Nectriaceae.